AUGGAGGAGGACGCGGUGACCGGGUUUCGCAUCCCGCGCGUCUGGCCGGGCUCUGCACUCGCCGACGAGGCGCUCGACAAGUUCGUCCACACCCUUGCGGGCCAUCCGUCCAUCCAGCUCAACAUCGCCUCCUACCGGGACUGGCAGUGCCGCUCCACCAUCGCCUCGGCUCUGUCGCGAGCGACGCACCCAGGCCGGCUCACUGUUGCUGUGGUGGACCAGGUCGUGCCCGGCGACACCGGCUGCGAUGUGCGGUGCGGACAUGACCUGUCCGCUGCGGACAGGUCGGAGGACGUGCUCUGCGCGCACGCGAGUCGCAUACACGUCUACAGGAUGGACGCGCGCAAUGCCACCGGGCCCAUCCUGGCGCGGCAUGUGGCUGGACGAAUGUACCGGGGCGAGGCGUUCGUGCUGCAGAUGGACGCACACAACGAGUUUGUGGCCGGCUGGGACGAGUCCAUCCUCGCUCAGUGGCGGGCCACGCGCAAUGAGUAUGCCGUCCUGUCAACGUACCUCACCGACCUGCAAGGCUCCAUCAGCAGCGCGGGCCACUCGCAGCGGUCCACGCGCCCGAUCAUGUGCAACUCUGCCUUCGAGGGCCCGCCCGAGGCCUCCUACCUCCGCCACGGCUCGCAGCCAGAGGAGGUGCCCAAGCUCUCGGGCGAGCCGAUGCUGCAGCCCUACUGGGCGGCCGGCUUCUCCUUCUCGCGUGGCCACUUUGUGGUGCGCGUGCCGUACGACUGCUGCUUGCCUUUUGUCUUCCAGGGGGAGGAGAUCUCGAUGGGCGUGCGGGGCUGGUCGCACGGUUACGACUUUUACGCGCCCGCCUCGUCCGUCAUGUUCCACGAGUACGCGUCGCACUCCAAGCGGCGCGGAGGCGUCAAGAUGUUUUGGGAGAACCAGCGCGACCGGACCGUGCAAGCGGCUGCGAUGCAGCGGCUCAUCGCCCUCGCCCACCUGCGGCCGGAGCAGCCUCCGUCGGGCGCGUACGACGGCCGCCUCGCCGAACGGUACGGCAUCGGCCGCAAGCGGCCCAUCUCGCUCUUUUACCGCCUCUUCCAGAUCGACCGUGCCCGUCGGCGCGCUCAGCCGCUGUGCGAGCUUGUGCGCUCCGGCCAGAUGCACCGCGCGUUUGUGCACCACUUGCGGCCCGACGGGAGGGGCAUCGACUAUGACGGCCUCAAGGACUUUGACUGGAGCCAGCAGCCGGGCGGCACCGAGGGCCGCGCUGCUGGCCGGCGUCCGACCGCCUUGCCGCGCCUGCACGCCGCCAGUGCCCUCGCGAUUCGGAGGAGGUACGCCUCGGCCGCACAGGGCCUGGUCGCGCUCAACGGCAGCGCGUGCGCCAGGCUGCGCCGGAAGCGCACAUGCCGGAGCUUUGCCGUCAGCGAUUGCGCGCCGGAGCGCAGCGGCCCGACUGCGGAUUGCUGCACCGAGGCGGAGCUGCGCGAGGAGGCGAGGGGAGGCCCGUCGGACGACGCGCUCCUGCUCGACAGGAUCGUGCUGCAGCCCGCGCCGACGCGCCGCUUGAGGCUGCUGUGUGUGGUCUCCACGUUUGCGGAGCGGCAUGCCCUCGCGAGGGCCGCUGCGAGCAGCUGGCUGACUCAAUGCGACGGUGCCCUCGUCCUCUCGGAUCGCGACGACGAGAGCGUGCCGGCGACGGGCGUGCCCCACGCCGGCCCCGAGGGGGCCGAGUCGUGGCAGAAGAGCCGCGCCAACUGGAGGGUGCUGCACGCCUUGGUGGUGCGAGGCAACGCGUCGUACGACUACGUCGCCUAUGGCGGCGACGACUACAUCGUGCUCGUCGACAACCUGCGCUCCCUCCUCGACAGCGCGCCGCUUCGCUCGCAGCACGAGCGUUCGGCGCCGCUCUUCCUCGGACGCCGGUUCACUUCCUGGCGGCUCCAGCACGCGUCGCUCUCGCACUUCAACGCCGGCGGGCCCGGAGUCGUGCUCAACUCGCACGCGCUGCGCCUUCUCGGCCCGCACCUCGACGAGGCGGGAGGCGCGCCGCCUCGCUCGCCCUGCCUUGCCGAGUCGGAGGGCGAGGACGUGGCCAUGGCGCUGUGCCUGCAGACGUUCGGCGUCGCUCCGAGCGAGACGAGGGAUAGCCUCGGCCGGGAGCGGUUCCACCCCUUUUGGCCGGCUCAUCACUAUGCGUUGCGGAGCGAGCACCUCGCUGCCGACGAUUGGUACCGCCUCGCGUCGCUCAACUUGUCCUUUGGCGCGGACUGCUGCUCGGCGAGCAGCGUCGCGUUUCACUACGUACGGGGCGAGGACAUGACGCGCGUGUUUCAGCUGGUGUACGGCUGCCGCGCGGGAAGGCGGUGA
Messenger RNA from Emiliania huxleyi CCMP1516, 2331 nucleotides. RefSeq lists its product as hypothetical. Lineage: Eukaryota; Haptophyta; Isochrysidales; Noelaerhabdaceae. Bases 1 to 2331 code for a protein of 776 amino acids. The transcript has 2 exons. The record is from RefSeq and is a predicted model, not a curated record.